CUGGAGUUCUCCUGCAACGCGCAUGUCUGUUGAGCAAAAUUUCCGAGGGGCUCUGGACCAGUUCCGGUGGCCACCAACGCGUGUCGGAGAUGCACAAACUCUUGACACACAGCCAGGACCGGGAGUGUUUUCUCGCUUGUACAACAGUAUGAGCUCUUAUGUUCCUCUGCGUUCGGAUGAACGGUCGAAUGAGGAGGAAGCUUACUUUGCAUUGAGUCGAUGGGAGAGGUUGCUUGGAUUCGGGGCCUGUUUGAUAGGAUCGGCUGUUUGUUUUGCUGUGGCUUUUUUCACCCUCCCUCUUCUUGCUCUGCGACCCGGGAAGUUUGCCCUCGCAUUCAGUUUGGGAAGCCUCCUUGUGAUGUUCGGUUUUGCAGUUUUAUCGGGCGUUCACAAUCACUUUAAACACUUGAUCGCCCCGCAGCGUUUACCUUUUUCCGCUUCGUACUUUGGUUCUCUCAUUUUCACUCUAUAUUUCUCUUUGGUGCGCAAAUCCUACCUUGGCAGUUUAAUAUUUGCCAUCAUUCAGGUUGUGACUCUUAUCUUCUACGUUGCCGCUUAUUUUCCCGGCGGCAUACAGACUAUGAGAUUUGGUGGGCAAGUGUUGCUUCGUGGGGCUGAGAGUGUGUUACCAUUUUGAUAUCCAACAAUUACCAUGCCUUUGUGUCGCUAGACCCACCUGUGCCCAGUAGGCCAUGAAGGGCAUGUGAAAGG
This is a messenger RNA of Cantharellus anzutake, 711 nucleotides long. RefSeq names its product ER-to-golgi vesicle protein transport Sft2. Gene Ontology annotation, cellular component: membrane. The coding region runs from base 23 to 637 and encodes 204 amino acids. The transcript is spliced from 6 exons. The record is from RefSeq and is a predicted model, not a curated record. Lineage: Eukaryota; Fungi; Basidiomycota; Agaricomycetes; Cantharellales; Hydnaceae. Gene Ontology annotation, biological process: vesicle-mediated transport.